Helobdella robusta is the source of this 1596-nucleotide messenger RNA. RefSeq lists its product as hypothetical. The transcript is spliced from 10 exons. The coding region runs from base 1 to 1596 and encodes 531 amino acids. The record is from RefSeq and is a predicted model, not a curated record. NCBI's taxonomy places the organism in Eukaryota, Metazoa, Annelida, Clitellata, Rhynchobdellida, Glossiphoniidae. Gene Ontology annotation, molecular function: protein binding.
AUGACCCUCACCCCACAGUAUGCCGAGGUCAACUUUACAAGGGUCACCCCACUCGUCCACACGGACGUCAUCACCGGGCUGGAUGUAUGUGUCCGCAAGCCCUACAUCGCCACCUGUUCACUGGAUAAGUCCGUUAAGAUAUGGGAUUAUAGUACUUUCGUGUUGAAAGUUUCAAAGACGUUCAGCGAGUCGCUGUUGAGCCUGUCCAUGCAUCCGCGCGGUCACAUCCUCCUCAUCGGCUUCUCCACGUGCGUCAAGCUGCUCAACAUCUUCACUGACGACCUUCAACCUUUCAAAGUUCUGCCCAUCAGUCCGUGCACUGUUUGCAGUUUCGCGCACGGAGGCCACAUGUUUGCAGUGGCGAAAAUGAACAUAGUCGAGAUCUACUCCUCGGUCAACUUCCAACUGGUCUCCCUCUUCAAGACACACCUGGACAUGGUCAGGAGCAUGUGCUGGACUGAUAAUGAUGCCCGCAUCGUCAGUGCUGGAAGAGAUGGAGCCAUCUAUGAAUGGGAGGUGUUGACAGCAAAAAGAUUCUCAGAGAAUGUUGUGAAGGGCUGCAGUUAUUCGAGCAUUGUCUUGGACGGCAAAAACAUUUAUGCUGUUGGAUCAGAUCAAGCUAUCAAGGAAAUCAAUGAUUCCGUGAUAACAAUGGAUCUGGCAUGUGGCAUGGUCCCCAUGACUCAGAUAACGAUGACGCAUUCAAGUCGGAUCAUGUUUUUGGGACUGAGUGACGGACGCAUCAGAUCCAUGAGGUUCCCCCUCACCGAUCCCCCCGACUGGAUCGAGUUGAAUGGACACUGCGCCGCUAUCAGAGGGCUGAGAGUGACAUGCGACGACCACUACUUGAUCUCGUCGUCAGAGGACACUUCCCUCAUCGUCUGGCAGAUCCUCGACAGGCACCUCAUUGGCCAGACCAGGGUGGCGAAACCCUACACUGCCGAGGUGCUCGUCCUGCCUCCUGAUGUCGAAAAGAAGGACAACACGAUCAGAGGCUUGGAGCUGCGUGCAGAGGAGCUGCAGUCCGAGAUACCCUACCAGGUUCUGCAGAAGGACAUCACGUACAACGAGGCACUGCACACCAAACUCAUCCAGUUCUUCGCAGAGGUCGAACUACUCAAAGAAGUUAACAUGCUGCUGACGAAAGAGCAGAAGGCCUUGGAGGAGGCAUUCAUGAAGAGUGUCGGCAAGCUGCAGAAGAAGUAUGAGGACCAGAGUGAAAUUAUCGAGACCCAGAACAAGCAGCUGUUGAUGGCCGAGUUCGGCAAGUACCAGGAGCUGAAGGACAAGGACACUCGCAUGAAGAAGGAGUAUCGGAGGAAGCUGGACGAACUGGACAGGAGGAUCGACAUCACCAAUCACAAACUCAAGAUGGCCUAUGACCUCAGGAAUAAAAAAGUUUGUCCAUUUGUGUACCUAUGCGUUGGUCGAUUGUCUACCUGUCUCUUUAUCAUUGUAGUGAGUAGUAGUAGUAUUGGUAGAAGUGUAGUUUACGAUUUCUCGAGAGAGUGGGAGGAGAUGAAGAGGCAGAUCGAAGAGGACAACGACACUCGCAUCAUGGAUUUUUUGACGGUCUUGUUUGAUUUGAAACAAUAA